AUUAAAAAUUUAGAACAAAGUUCGCGUAAAUAGGUUAAAUAUAAAGACAUCUCAUGCAUGAUGUAGUCCUCUUCCCGAGCCGGCAUUAGCCCGCCACUAUAGGAAUCGCGCUAUAAUUCGUCUGUCUGUUGGCCACCUCCUUCACCCUUUCCGCUUCUUCCUUCAGUGUUAAAGGAUCUCCAUUGCUGUUCUGUAGAAGAUCCUAUAUGCCCAAUGCUCAUACCUAAUCGUAAUUAUUUCUAUUAUAUUUAUCAGCCGACGAGAACAUGUUUGUGGCAGCCUCUAAUCAUAAGGCUGACAAAUAUUUCAUAUGGACGUAUACGGCCGUGUUCUACGCGUUUUCGUGUUUUGUUUUUUACCAUCUGAUCUACACAGAAAACAUAUUGAAACCAUACUUGGAUGAUCUGACCUUGGACAAUAUCAACUAUGUGCUGAUGACGUCGCUGUCCGUCCUCAUCGUUUUGUUAAAUCCGUUGUUGGCGAGUAGAGCACGUGAGAAGCGAGAAGAAUAUUUCAAACUCUGGCGAGAAUAUCAGAUUCAAUAUGAACAGUACACUAUUGCGAAAUUGGACCUAGUGGGUCACGGACUGCCAUUUAUUGACUACCUAUAGCCUCCGAGAUGUUGCUCGAUCAAUUGUUAGUAAGUACUAGUAUAAUAGUAGCAUAUAUAAUAGUAGUAACGAAACUAACUUAAGGCUACAGCAUAUAAUCAUAGGCCUUUUUAAAUCAUCCACCAUCUUUGACAGUUUGACGGUUAUAUCGUAAUUAUAAUCAUACUUUGCAUGCGAUACAUACCAAUAUAGGGAACUUAUGGUUCAAAUGUCAAGCUUAAAAGUUAGUUUUAAGAAAAAAUUAUUUAGCUCUUGUAAAUUAAACCAAUAUCAAUAAUUUCAAUUAAAAGUAUAUGUUAAUACAUAUUUUACUAAACUUUAUAGGACCA
Molecule: messenger RNA, 940 nt
Organism: Acyrthosiphon pisum (pea aphid)
Lineage: Eukaryota; Metazoa; Arthropoda; Insecta; Hemiptera; Aphididae
Exons: 3
Coding region: 267-611 (114 amino acids)
Source: RefSeq, a predicted model, not a curated record